GCGCUUGAUUGGCAACAUGCUUGAAACGGAUUUCGCAUAUGCAAGCUAGUAUGUGAAAACCCAGCUCCCGUCCUUUUACCUCCAGCUUUGUCAUUGGGUAUUGCUUCUUGUACGCAGAACGAACAAUGCCGCCAAAAUUCGAUCCUACAGAAAUAAAACUAGUUUAUUUGCGAUGUGUUGGUGGAGAAGUAGGAGCUACAUCUUCCUUGGCCCCUAAGAUUGGUCCUCUGGGCUUGUCGCCUAAAAAAGUGGGAGAUGAUAUUGCCAAAGCUACGGGUGAUUGGAAAGGUCUUAAAAUUACUGUAUGUCUUACAAUUCAAAAUCGACAGGCCGCUAUAUCAGUUGUUCCAUCAGCAGCUUCUUUAAUUAUCAAAGCUCUUAAGGAGCCCCCUCGUGACAGGAAGAAGCAAAAGAACAUUAAACAUAGUGGAAAUAUUACGUUUGAUGAUAUUCUGUCAGUAGCGAAAACAAUGAGGAAUAGAUCUAUGGCUCGCAACUUGGAAGGCACUGUUAAAGAAAUCUUAGGGACGGCGCAAAGCGUUGGUUGUACAGUUGACGGAAGGCCACCUCAUGACAUUAUUGAUGACAUUAACAGUGGUUCUAUAGAAGUUCAAUCUGAAUAAACAGUGCAUAAGCAAAUUUCCAAUUUAAGAAAUAAAAUAUGUUACAUCUA
Molecule: messenger RNA, 673 nt
Organism: Ceratitis capitata (Mediterranean fruit fly)
Lineage: Eukaryota; Metazoa; Arthropoda; Insecta; Diptera; Tephritidae
Gene: RpL12
Product: 60S ribosomal protein L12
Exons: 5
Coding region: 126-623 (165 amino acids)
Biological process (GO): translation
Cellular component (GO): ribosome; cytosolic large ribosomal subunit
Molecular function (GO): large ribosomal subunit rRNA binding; structural constituent of ribosome
Source: RefSeq, a predicted model, not a curated record